AACACAUCCCCCGAUGCUCCCCUCCCCCCCGCUCCGCCUAUUCUAAACCAAAAAUCUCGCCUUUCUGUAAACUAGAUAGAUUUCCCCUUGCUAAUUCGGGUAUUAUACCGCCGGCUAAUCACACUCUCCCGCCUGUCGCCUGCCCCCUUGUUUAUAAGCCGAGCCACCCCUCCCUUGCCUUCUUUGUCGGUCGUCCUUGCGGGGUAGGGUCGCGGAGGGAGAGAGACCGGCGGAGGAAUUUUCGCUGCCGGUGUUAGGGAGAGAGAGAGAGAGAGAGAUCUUGGGGGGAUUUGGGUGAGGGGGUUGUGUCUUGUGUGGGGGAGGGGAGAGGGAUGGAGAUGCCGGGAGGGAGCGGGGGCGGCGCGCUGGCCAGGCAGGGGUCGAUCUACUCGCUCACCUUCGACGAGUUCCAGAGCGCGCUCGGCGGCGCCGGCAAGGACUUCGGCUCCAUGAACAUGGACGAGCUGCUCCGCAACAUCUGGACGGCCGAGGAGUCCAACGCCAUCGCGGCCACCCUGACGACGGCCACCACGGCCGUCCCCACAUCCAAUGUCGACGCCCAGCCCCAGCCGCCGCCGCCGCAGCAGCAGCAGCAGGCCAUCCUGCGCCAGGGCUCGAUCACGCUGCCCCGCACGCUCAGCCAGAUGACGGUCGACGAGGUCUGGCGCGACAUCAUGGGCUUCUGCGACGAGGAGCCGCCGCCACCCCCCGCGCCGGCGCCGGCGCAGGCGGAGCGGCAGCAGACCCUGGGGCGGAUGACGCUGGAGGAGUUCCUGGUGCGCGCCGGCGUGGUGCGGGAGGACAUGGGGGGCCAGACCGUCGUCGUGCCGGCGCGGGCGCAGGCUCUGUUCCCUCAGGGCAAUGUGGUCGCGCCGACCAUGCAGGUGGGGAACGGGGUGGUGCACGGAGUCGUCGGGCAGGGGGCUGGGGUGCCGAUGACGGUGGCGGCGCCGACGACGCCCGGCGUGCUGAACGGGUUCGGGAAGAUGGAGGGCGGGGAUCUCUCGUCGCUGUCGCCGGUGCCGUAUCCCUUCGACACCGUGACGAGGGCGAGGAAGGGGCCUACCGUCGAGAAGGUGGUCGAGAGGAGGCAGAGGCGCAUGAUCAAGAACCGGGAGUCCGCCGCCAGGUCCCGCCAGAGGAAGCAGGCUUAUAUCAUGGAGUUGGAAGCCGAGGUAGCAAAACUGAAGGAGAACAAUGAGGCAUUGCAGAAAAAACAGGUUGAAAUGCUACAGAAGCAAAAGGAUGAGGUUAUAGAGAGGAUCGAAAAGCAACUUGGACCAAAGGCAAAGAGAUUUUGCUUGCGACGAACGCUGACGGGUCCAUGGUAGCCCCAAGCUGAAUACAAACCUUGACAGCAGCAGCUAGGGUGUCUGGCUUCCUUGGAUGAACAACGAACCAGUGUACAUAUCAGCCGAAGCCGGAGUCUCCAGCCGCCCCCCUGGACCGCCGCUCCUUCCUGUGGCGGUUCGUUUGGUUUAUUUAGUUGGUUCCUGGGUGACAAUUUAAGUCCUAGGUCUCUUAGCCUUGCCGUUACCAGAUGAACAAAAAUCAAAGUAUCUACUAAUCUGUUUAACUCCAUAUAUCUGUUUGCGUGUGGCGA
Messenger RNA from Hordeum vulgare subsp. vulgare (domesticated barley), 1603 nucleotides. RefSeq names its product bZIP transcription factor 46-like. Gene Ontology annotation, cellular component: nucleus. NCBI's taxonomy places the organism in Eukaryota, Viridiplantae, Streptophyta, Magnoliopsida, Poales, Poaceae. Gene Ontology annotation, molecular function: DNA-binding transcription factor activity. Gene Ontology annotation, biological process: positive regulation of DNA-templated transcription. The transcript has 4 exons. The record is from RefSeq and is a predicted model, not a curated record. The coding region runs from base 333 to 1331 and encodes 332 amino acids.